Messenger RNA from Lytechinus pictus (painted urchin), 1285 nucleotides. RefSeq names its product mucin-2-like. NCBI's taxonomy places the organism in Eukaryota, Metazoa, Echinodermata, Echinoidea, Temnopleuroida, Toxopneustidae. The record is from RefSeq and is a predicted model, not a curated record. The coding region runs from base 710 to 1285 and encodes 191 amino acids. The transcript has a single exon.
CGGUGAGUACAUGUGCGUGUGGCUGGGGUUUUGCAACUAUAGCUCUAGGCUUGAUUCUGGUAAGUGUAACCGCUAAGGAUCGUUUGAUGUAUACCAGUCACAGAGAGGGAGAGAGAAGGAUCUGACAAUUCGCAGGCUAUCAAAGCUUUCGUAAAGCAUUUUGUUUCUCUGUCCACGGCGCCGUACAGUGAUGCCGGCAUUCCAAACGUCACAGCAUUCGCGGCGUCUGAUUGGCCGACUCACCAGCAAUUACCUCGGGUGCAGUGAGAGGGCGGGUGUGCCGAUAUUUUGGUUCGCAAAUUGAUUAAUGACAGACAAGCGCCGAGAAAAGUUUGUGGAGUUAACGUAGCGGUGUGUAUCAUAUAUUGCCUAGCUCAAUCGUCGGGCCGAUAUCAUAUCUCACUGCCCCUGCCCUGUCAUCCAGCUACGAUAUGUGUUCCAACAGUCUGAAUUAUUGUUAUCACAGCGAAGCAACUGCAUGACCUACAUGGUGCCUUCUCCAGUUUACUCAGUGCCUUUAAUGUAUACUGUAUUUAAGUCAUUCCACCCGAAGCUAGCCAACAGUGAAGACAUUUUUUCCACUUUGAGGACAUCUUCAUGACGAGUCAUCCGCUUGCUAUCUUCUCUGUUUGAGCUCAUUUUGAUUACUUUUUAAAGCGAUUAUUUUGGAAUUUGGGAUAACUUUCUUUGAUCGAGUCGACUUGCCCCCAUGCAUAUCAUGCAUCACAGCGAGACGGCGAUAAACGACACGCCGUACGACCCGGCUUCCAAGAUGUCCAACAAGACGCUGACAGUGAGCAACAACUCUGCCUUCACCAGACCCCACCACAGUCUCUCUCCCGUCACCACCGCCAUCUCUCCCGGGGCAACUCCAGCCGAGACGCCGCUGCACAAGGCAGACGACAGGCCCAUCAAAGGAAUCAAUUUCCGCGUGGAAUCGUUCUUCCCCAAAUCACCGCCGUCCCCGCUCAGCAGCAAACAGCACCCUACAGACAUGGACUGCAGCCCCGUCGCUCCCGCGACACCACCUCCCGAAAACCCCGCUGCUCGUACGAACUCAUCCUCCGCUCCGUCUUUCGCGAGUCACAGUGUAGAGAACAUUUUAGCCAAAUCAUCGUCAUCGUCAUCCUCGUCGUCAUCGGAGAGCACGGGACGAUGCACGUCGCCGACAACGCAGACGUACACGUGGAACGCCUCUAGUUUUCCUUGGAUGCAGGCGACAAGAUUAAGUCCUUCAUCUGGUAUGUAUUAUUUUGUUCAAGUGAGUUUAAUCGACCCACCUUAG